AUGACUUCAAAUCCACCCCAGUCUUCUUAUUUGCCCAAUACUCCUCAUGAGAGCGAACUUGUUUCAGAAGAAUUACCGUUGUCAACCUCGUUGAGAGAGUCCUCCUCUUCAGACGACGAGAAUGACAGAGACAGGGACCAGAGAAACGAAAUUGAUUUGGAACGAGCACAUAUGAAAGACAUUCCUAUUAUGAAUAUGAGACUUCAUAUUAAUUUGUUACAUCAUAGAAAGUAG
Messenger RNA from Naegleria fowleri, 234 nucleotides. RefSeq lists its product as uncharacterized. The transcript has a single exon. Bases 1 to 234 code for a protein of 77 amino acids. Lineage: Eukaryota; Heterolobosea; Eutetramitea; Acrasida; Naegleriidae. The record is from RefSeq and is a predicted model, not a curated record.